AUGACAACACCUGCUGCCCACGACCAAACUUUGCCCGUCACAACCAUUGGCUUCGUGUCGUAUGGGUGGGCUGUUAAGUUACAAGAGAACCUACACCUCUCACCUGUAACUGCACAAUACCAUAUAAAAACACUAGUCGACUGCAGUUGUGUUAUAGAUAACAUAGACGUCUGUAUGAAGACCCUAGUUGCAAAAGAUAUUCUGGCAGUAAAUAACAGUACUCUUUGUUCGACUAUCGAUCUUGAAGUCGAGUUCAUGCUAAGUCUGGUAUUUGAGCAGAUGUCACCAGGAAUGGAUAAUUUACAGCAUCAGAAGGUGGGCUGGGUGAAGGCUGACACGAAAGCCAUCCAAGCGAUCCACACCCACGUCAUCACCCACAACAACCGCGUCUCCGUCAGCCACAGCGACAGGAACACGUGGAUGCUGCAUAUCACGGGCGUGCAAGAGGAAGAUCGAGGCCCUUACAUGUGCCAGAUCAACACGGAUCCGAUGAGGUCGCAGAUUGGCUUCCUGGAGGUGACGGUGCCCCCGGAGAUCGCCGACGAAGGCACCUCCUCCGACGAGAUGGCUCCCGAAGGCUCGAAUAUCCACCUGCGUUGCCGGGCGCGCGGGUACCCGAAGCCGGUGAUCACGUGGUCGCGCGAGGACCAGAAGGCGAUCGUUCUCCGGACCAACGACCCCGCCAACCCGAAGAGGAAAGACAUGACCUACGAAGGGGAAUUUCUCAACCUGACUCAUAUCACGCGCUCGGACAUGGGGCCCUACCUCUGCAUGGCCAAUAACAGUGUGCCGCCGAUAGUGAGCAAGAGGAUUAUGGUGAACGUGCACUUCCGGCCUGUCAUCCACGUGCCAAACCAGCUGAUCGGCGUGCCCAUCGGGAGCGAGACGACCCUGGAGUGUAACUUGGAGGCGUCGCCCAAGUCGAUUCAGUACUGGACCCGCGAUUCAGGCGAGAUGCUGAUUAGCAACAAGGAAUAUAUCACACAUGAAAAACACAGCAAUUAUUACAUGACGAAGAUGACGCUCACGAUCACCCAUUUUCGGAGCCAACACGCGGGGGAGUAUUACUGUACAGCUAAGAAUUCCCUCGGAGAAGCACAAGGCAGGAUUAAAGUCUACGAGAUGGAGCAGCCCACGGACCCCCCGUCGUACUACGAGGAGGAGCUUGACCUGAAGGAGAACGAGGUCGGGCGCAGCGGCUACACGCCCGACAUCUUCACGAACGAGAUUCCCGCGUACGGGCGGCCUCGCCCGUGGGAGGGCGACACCGUGCCGACCAAGUACAAUGACGUCAUCACCAGAGGCGGCCACGGGACCUACGGCGGGCCCAAUCACCGCGCUCCCUCGCAGCCCUCGGUCGAGAAGAAGCACCCGAUUGGCGGAGACCCGAAGGUGGGCAGGCCGACACGCCCACCCAGGUGGGGCUGGGACCAAUCAGGGGCGAGCUGGCUGAGGUUUGCCAACACUUCACUGGUGGCCAUUUUGUGCCUUGUCUGCCUCGCCCUGGCUUGACCUAGCUUGGCCUAACCUGCGGGAGAGAGGUCAACGAAGGAGACAAGGAGGAGGAGGAGGAGGAGGAGACGAGCGCCGCCAAAGGGGCUUCCGGAGAGAGGGAGUGAGGAAGCCACAGGGAUGUUUUAGCAUAUCAUUUUAACCCACGUGGGAGGGCUGUAAAUAUCUUGUAAAUAGCUAUGUAGUCACGUAAAUAUUGUAAAAAAAAAAAAACCCCAAGUAUAAUCAAAUACCAUAUUGAUCGGAGAGUGGAGUAUAUCACCCCAGUGUGAAGUAUCAUGUUAAAGUAUAGUGUGCAGCACUGUAUUGUGGAGUGCAUCAUUGCCCCUCAUCGCAGCUCAUUGACAUCACAUUUUAGUUUAUGGUGUAUAUGGAUAUGAAUAUUGUAAUACAUACAUAUAUAUACAUAUACAUACAUACACACACACACACACACACACACACACACAC
Penaeus chinensis is the source of this 1962-nucleotide messenger RNA. RefSeq names its product hemicentin-1-like. The record is from RefSeq and is a predicted model, not a curated record. Bases 1 to 1512 code for a protein of 503 amino acids. NCBI's taxonomy places the organism in Eukaryota, Metazoa, Arthropoda, Malacostraca, Decapoda, Penaeidae. The transcript has 12 exons. Gene Ontology annotation, cellular component: neuron projection.